AUGUUCAGUGGAUUUGUUGGUCCUGACGACGGAGAGCCCACGUCGGAUGCCUCUGAGACAGUGCAGAUAUCCUCGCUAGCGCUACUGAAGAUGCUCAAGCAUGGGCGGGCAGGGAUUCCCCUCGAGGUCAUGGGACUGAUGCUUGGAGAGUUUGUUGACGAAUACACUGUGAAGGUCGUCGACGUGUUUGCCAUGCCUCAGAGCGGUACAAAUGUCACAGUCGAAUCUGUAGACCCCAUUUUCCAGAUGGAGAUGAUGAGCAUACUGAAGGCAACUGGAAGGCACGAGACGGUGGUGGGGUGGUAUCACAGCCACCCUGGAUUCGGGUGUUGGCUCAGUACUGUCGACAUAAGCACCCAGCAGAGCUUUGAGAAGCUGUGCAAAAGGGCCGUUGCAGUCGUUGUUGAUCCAAUCCAAAGCGUCAAGGGGAAGGUUGUGAUUGAUGCGUUUAGGCUUAUUGACAACCAGCUGGGGGUUCUCGGAGGAGAGCCAAGGCAGGUGACAUCCAACAUAGGAUACCUCAAGACGCCGACGCUUAUAUCUAUAAUUCAUGGGCUCAACAAGCACUACUACUCCUUCAACAUUACAUGCAGGAAAAAUGACUUUGAGCAGAAGAUGUUACUGAAUCUGCAUAGAAAGACAUGGGCAGACAACCUCAAGCUUGGAGAUGUCAGAAGCAAGAGGGAAGAGGCCUUGAAGCUCAUUGAAAGCUAUGGAAAGGCGUUUGAGGAGGAAAAGAACCUAGCAGGUAAGAAUCCUGAUAUGGCCAAGGUCGGUAGGAUUGAUUACAGAAGACGUCUUCUCGAGAAGUGCGAGGAGAGUAUCAUGGAAAACACCAUUUACAGCCUUUUGUACUCCAUCCACAGGUAUAUUUUCACCCAAUAG
Messenger RNA from Encephalitozoon cuniculi GB-M1, 885 nucleotides. RefSeq names its product proteasome regulatory particle lid subunit RPN11. Gene Ontology annotation, molecular function: proteasome binding; metallopeptidase activity; protein binding. The transcript has a single exon. Bases 1 to 885 code for a protein of 294 amino acids. The record is from RefSeq and is marked provisional. Gene Ontology annotation, biological process: proteasome-mediated ubiquitin-dependent protein catabolic process; protein deubiquitination. Gene Ontology annotation, cellular component: proteasome regulatory particle, lid subcomplex. NCBI's taxonomy places the organism in Eukaryota, Fungi, Microsporidia, Unikaryonidae.